Messenger RNA from Serpula lacrymans var. lacrymans S7.9, 329 nucleotides. RefSeq lists its product as uncharacterized. The record is from RefSeq and is a predicted model, not a curated record. NCBI's taxonomy places the organism in Eukaryota, Fungi, Basidiomycota, Agaricomycetes, Boletales, Serpulaceae. The transcript has a single exon. The annotation marks the transcript as partial.
GCAGGGAUCCACGAGUAGUAAACAAAAAGAGUGUGCACCUGAUGCGAAAGAAGAUGAUGAUGCCAUGUCAAUUGUGACUUGCUCAAAGAAUGCAAGCAUUACAGUGAGUGGCUGUGGGUCCAAAACUGCACGAGUCACAUUAAACCUAAUGACCGCCAAUGCACUUACUGGGUUGAAUAAUACGCUCACCCAGUUUGUGCCAAUAAUGAAAGACAUCACCAACACAAUCCAGUAUGAGUUUGGACCUGACCAGGCUUAUGCCCCUGCCAUUCCCCCUUUUACGCAACUUGGGCCCUCAGAUGUGCCUCCAACUCCUGCCUCAUUUAUUG